Messenger RNA from Chelmon rostratus (copperband butterflyfish), 1359 nucleotides. Its product is annotated as kynurenine--oxoglutarate transaminase 1-like. The transcript has 12 exons. Gene Ontology annotation, biological process: biosynthetic process. The record is from RefSeq and is a predicted model, not a curated record. Lineage: Eukaryota; Metazoa; Chordata; Actinopteri; Chaetodontiformes; Chaetodontidae. The coding region runs from base 1 to 1359 and encodes 452 amino acids. Gene Ontology annotation, cellular component: mitochondrion; cytoplasm. Gene Ontology annotation, molecular function: pyridoxal phosphate binding; L-kynurenine:2-oxoglutarate transaminase activity.
AUGUCAGGACGACUUCGUGCGCGCGGAACAGACGCCGUCGAUAAAAACAUUUGGGUUGAAUUCACCCAACUGGCAGCAGACUACAAAGCAGUGAACCUUGGACAGGGAUUUCCUGACUUCUCCCCUCCCAAGUUUGUCCAGGAGGCUUUCUGCAAUGCUCUGAAUGGAGGACCCCUAAUGCACCAGUAUACCCGAGCUUUUGGCCACCCCCCUCUUGUAAAAAGUCUGGCUAAAUUCUUCAGUAGGAUCGUGGGAUAUGAGAUUGAUCCCUUUGAAGACGUCCUGGUCACAGUCGGAGCUUAUCAGGCUCUCUUCUCUGCUUUUCAAGCUGUGGUUGAUGAAGGGGAUGAGGUCAUAAUUAUCGAACCGUUCUUUGACUGCUACCAGCCCAUGGUGAAGAUGGCUGGAGGAAAGGCAGUGUAUGUACCUCUGAGGCCGAAAGCUGAGGGAGGAGCUGUCCUGUCAAGUGGAGACUGGGUUCUGUCUGCUGAGGAGCUGGCCAGUAAAUUCACUCCACGCACCAAAGCCAUCGUCAUCAACACUCCCAACAACCCAUUAGGCAAAGUUUACAAGCGUGAAGAGCUCCAAAUGAUCGCUGAUCUGUGCAUCAAACAUGACGUGCUGUGCAUCAGUGACGAGGUGUACGAGUGGCUGACUUAUGAUGGGGCCGAGCAUGUAAAGAUAGCCAGCCUUCCUGGGAUGUGGGAGCGAACCAUCACCAUUGGCAGCGCUGGAAAGACCUUUAGUGCUACUGGCUGGAAGGUUGGCUGGGCCAUCAGCUCCGGGCCAAUUAUCAAACUUCUGAAAGCCAUGCAUCAGAUGUCUGUGUUUGAUUGUGCAACUGCUGCUCAGGAGGCAGUGGCUCAGGGAUUUGAGAGAGAAUACGAGCUGUUUGGGACUCCGGAGAGCUACUUCCAGCAGCUGCCUGCGAUGCUGCAGCACAAGAGGAAGAGGCUGGCCUCGUGUCUGGAGGGAGUGGGUUUGCAGCCCAUCAUGCCGGAGGGAGGCUAUUUUAUGAUCGCAGACGUCUCCUCUGUCAAGGUGGAUUUCAAUGACCAGAGCUCUGAGGAUGAACCCCAUGAUUUCAGAUUUGUCAAAUGGCUAAUUAAAGAGAAGGGUCUGGCAACAAUUCCCGUCUCUGCGUUCUACAGUCCAGAGCACAGCAAGGAGUUUGACAAAUACAUCCGAUUCUGUUUUGUCAAAGAAGACUCCACCCUGGAUGCAGCAGAAGACAUCUUGAGAAAAUUUCGUGAGCACACAGACAUCCAUGUCUGUCCAGUGAGAUUUCAAGAUGCUGGUUAUACCUCACACUGUGCGAGUCGAAACACUCAGGCUUUGAAGAAAGAAAAAUCUCUGUAA